ACAUCCAUAUUAAUGUCUUCAUUUUUCUUUGUCUUCCCCUAUAAGUCCUGAAAAUAAUCCACCAUAACAUCGAUGUUGAAUUUAUAUGAGAGUCUAAUGGCAGUGUGCUAUUACUUCUCCUUAGAAGGGGCAACGGUGGCAUUCACAUAUGUUAAAGGUGAGGAGGAUCAGGACGCGGAGGAUGCCCUGAGGUUGAUCAAAGACGCAAAGGCCGCACCUGACGCCGGAGAGCCCAUUGCGGUGCCGGCCGAUCUCCGUAGCGAAGCCGCUUGUAAGGCGGUGGUGGACGUGGUGGUCAGCCGUUUCAAGCGCAUUGACAUCCUUGUGAAUAAUGCAGCAGUGCAGUAUUAUGCGGAGAGCAUUGAGGAAAUCACUGAGGAAAGGCUUAGGAGAACAUUUGAAACCAACAUCUUUCCUUAUUUCUUCAUGUCAAGGUACUCAAUGCGACACAUGGAAAAGGGGAGUUGCAUCAUCAACACAUCAUCAGUUUUGGCAUACCAAGGUAAAGCCACACUGGUGGACUAUAGCUCCACCAAAGGUGCCAUUGUCACCUUCACCAGAAGCCUUGCCCUGCAACUCAUGAAACGGGGGAUUAGAGUCAAUGGCGUUGCCCCCGGCCCCAUUUGGACUCCUCUCCAAGUGGUCUCCCUUCCGGUCGAGAAGGUCGGGGCGUUCAACGAGGAGGCUCCCAUGGAGAGAGCAGGGGAGCCUUUUGAAGUUGCCCCCUCCUAUGUCUUCCUAGCUAGUAACGAUUGCUCUUCUUACAUCACCGGCCAAUUUCUUCACCCCAAUGGUGGAUCGAUCAUCAAUGCUUGAUCAAGUUCUUUAGUCGGCCAUAUAUAUAUCAUUUGCUUCACGACGUGCUCCAUCGUCAUGUUCUUUAUGUCCGUGUUCAAUCACUUUUCUACCAUACGGAGGAGUAAUAAUUCUUUUAAAAUUUUAUGUUUUGUUUGAAUGAAAAAGUAUAUUUGCCCUACCAAAUUUUAGUUUUAACUUUUAAUAAUAAUGGCAGCAGUGGGAA
Molecule: messenger RNA, 1021 nt
Organism: Cuscuta campestris
Lineage: Eukaryota; Viridiplantae; Streptophyta; Magnoliopsida; Solanales; Convolvulaceae
Source: the annotation of a GenBank genome assembly